UUUCGGUGAUUAAUUUAGUGAUUUUAUUUCAAUUGAUUUUUUAAGUGAUUCAACUGUACAUUUAUUUUUGAUGGAUAAUCAUAUUAUUACAUUAUUAUUAUACAUUGGAUACCAUCUGAUUGUAGGCGAUCAAAUAGUGAAAUCAACUGGUUAAAGUUAACGCUUUUAUUGACGCUACCAAAUCAAUCUUCCUUAUUUUGCUAUUGAGAAAUAAACCCAAUGAUAAUGGUAUAUCGGUUACUUGGUUUUAAUGGUCGAUUUAAUGAUAAAGCGGUCAGAUUGGUCCUUCAAUGGAAUCCUCUUAAUUUGGUUUUAGUUGAUCAACAAAAUGAUCUGAAGCGUUAAAUUAAACCGUCAAAUAACGAAAAUAUUUUCCAGGUUCCUUUUGCUCUUUGCUAUCAAAUGGCUGUACAGGUGUUUUGAUAACUUGUGAUCAUCUUGCUUGUCGAAAUGGUGUUCCUGGGUUCGAAUUGGUUACUGGUUAUGCUUAUACAACUUCAUCAGAUUUAAUGAGACUUAUUCCUGGUUCCUUGGAGCUUACUCAAUGUUUAACUUAUUGCCAAUUAAAUAACUCAUGUAAAGCGAUCAACUAUGAAACAGGAUUAUGUGUACUACUCUCGACUGGAGCAACACAAAGGCCUGAAGCUCUAAAGCCAGCUCAAUUUCCAGUUUUCACUAUCUAUGCUGAAAAAGUUUGCCUACAAAGAUAUGCGAUUAAUAAAUGUAACAAGGCUUGGGUCUAUGAAAGAGUAAUUGGCUAUAAAUUGAAAAGUGAAGCUCGUAGGAUUGGAAGUGCUUCAACCAGGGAAAAAUGCAUUGAAUCUUGUCUUCGGGAAACUGAUUUUGAGUGUAAAGCAGUCAAUUACAAUACAGUUUCUGGUGACUGUUACUUACUCGAUCAUGACCGUCACUCUGUCUCAACCCUUUUACUUGAUGAUGUUGAAAGCGGACUUCAAACGGAUCCCAAUUUUGAUUAUCUUGAGAAUAAUUGUAUUCCAGGACAAGGAAAAGUUUGUGAAUUCAAGAAAAUCAACGGACUCAUCCUGAAAACGGUGGAUUCGAUGUAUCCUGAUGUUACUUCGGUUGAAGAUUGUAAACGUAAAUGCUUAGAAUCACCUUAUCGUUGCCACUCAUUUGAUUUUGGCGAUGGAUCUAAUAAAGUCUGUCGAACUAGUCAUCUUAAUCAAGCUUCUUCUGUGCAUAUUCAAGAUCCUUACCUAGAAGUUGCUAAUGGAGCAACUUAUGAACUUGAUAAUUGUUAUAAUGUGAGUUUACAUUGCGGUGCUCGGGAAAUGAAAGUCAAGAUUAAGAUGAAUCGACCUUUUACUGGAAAAAUUUACGCUACGUCAAAACCUAAUUCCUGUUACAAUUUAAUUAAACGUCAAUAUGAUUUUGAUAUAGCAAUGCCUUAUAAUGAUAUCAAUUGUGGAAUAAUGCAAUCGGCUUCUGGUCUUUACAGUAAUAAUAUUGUCAUCCAACACCAUGAAUUAAUUGUUACUAGUAAUGAUAUUGGACUUUCCAUUAAUUGCCAAUACGAUUUAUCAAAUAAAAAGGUGGUGCACAACAUUCAACUACAAGACAUGGGUGACAAUUUGAAUGAAUACAUGUCUGAAAAGGAAAGUUUAAGACCACCUAUCCAAGAAGCAACGGUCACUUCUCCCACAGUUACUAUGAGAAUAACUGAUCGAGAUGGAAAUGAUAUUAAAUCAGCUGAAGUUGGAGAUCAAUUAUCUUUGAGAUUUGAGAUACCAGAUGAUACUAGUCCAUAUGAGAUAUUUGUACGUGAAGUUAUUGCUGAUGACGGUGUUGAUGCAUCUGAGUUCACUUUGAUUGACGAAAAAGGAUGUCCAUCAGACAUUUCAAUAAUGUCAGGAGUACGCCGAAUAAAAGGAUCAUCAAAAUCAGUUGAAGCACCAUUUGAAGCAUUUAAAUUCCCAACCUCCGGAAUCGUUCAAUUCCGGGCUCUUGUUGUUCCAUGUCUUCCAAGCUGUGAACCUGUUCAUUGUGCAACAACCGGAUUUGAUGGUACUCGGCGAAAAAUAACCUCUUUAGGCCGACGAAAGAGGAGUUCAUCCAUCUUAGGUUCUGGAUCAAGUUCAAAUACUAGCGAUUCCGAGUUGAUAGUGAUUCAAACCAUUGAGAUAGUUGAUAAAUUUCCUCACAAAAAUGGACGAGGAAACGAGAAUAAUGAAGAUGAAAGAGUUAAAUUGUCAACUUAUCCAAAUAAUUCAUCUUUGGACGAGUCAAAUGAUAAAACUAACAGCAAAAAUAAUAAUUAUAAAAACCUUAAUGAUAAUAGAGUUGGAAAAAAUAAACACUCUUCUAGUCACUGGCUAUACGAUUCUGAUGCUUACACCCGAAGUUCCGGUAAACAGGAUGGUUUUGAAACUUGCGUCGACAUUAAUAGCUUAGUAGUCAUAUGUUUCAUCUUUUUAACCAUUCAGUUUGUGAUAAUUUCAACAUGGGGCUACAUCAAGUAUCGAAAUAACAAAUUUGAAAACCGAGAUCAAUCAAAACACAAAAUACCAACAGCACCGUUUAAAUUGUCCUACAAAAGGCCGGUCAAUGCAUCAUUUUUCUCAAUAGACGACAUCAAUGUUCUUGCCUGACCAAUCUAUUAAACGGAAUGAAAAUUAAAUUCAAAAUACCAGAUACAUGAUCUAAUAACGCUGUUAUCAUGCGAUUCUUAUGCUUUACUUAAAACCAAACAUGUUCCUCUCUCAUCAAUAAAUUCAUGUACAUUAUUUAUUAAAUCAUCAUUCAUUAAAUUUUAAUAUAAUCAAUAAAGUAACAAUUUGUAUCA
Molecule: messenger RNA, 2803 nt
Organism: Tetranychus urticae (two-spotted spider mite)
Lineage: Eukaryota; Metazoa; Arthropoda; Arachnida; Trombidiformes; Tetranychidae
Biological process (GO): anatomical structure morphogenesis
Source: RefSeq, a predicted model, not a curated record